Molecule: messenger RNA, 2400 nt
Organism: Cuscuta europaea
Lineage: Eukaryota; Viridiplantae; Streptophyta; Magnoliopsida; Solanales; Convolvulaceae
Source: the annotation of a GenBank genome assembly
CAGAGCCUCAGGGGGACAUUCGCGUCCCAGUUCGUUUUUCAUCCGUACAGGUCAUGGCUUCCCGAUUCCUUUGAUUCUAUGAAUUUGGAAGGUUGAUUCUUUGUUGGUCUUGGUCGGAAUCUGUUGCUCGACGGGCCAAAAAACCCAGAAAUCGAUUUGUCUUUGCGUAGAUUACUGUUCACCAGUUUUUUGAGAAAACAUUGCAGUUCGAUGUUUUGAUUUCCACUGAAAUCUGGGACUGUUGUGAUACUCCUCAUCUCUGGACGACCAAGGAAACCUGAAUUUCGUCUGUCUGUAAAUACGAAUUUAGGUCUGAAACGCGUUCUGUGGUGUGCGAUGCGGAAAAACAAACGAGAAAUUGGGGAAAAUUCCAGGACGCGAACUACUCGGUCAUCCUCUAGGUUUGAUGUUUUAGGAGAUAUUGAUGUCGAAAUCCCGGUCUUUAGCGCGAUAAAACCUUCUGCGAACAUGGAUAGUCCUGGUACAGGGACUAUGGUGACAAAACCUUCUGUGCACGUGGAACCCUCUGCUGCGGAACGUACUGCUGCAGGGGCCUCCAUUACUCUACAGAUUGAUUCUUCUGGGACGUUAUUGAAACCUGCGCAGACAACCCUGUUGCAGGCUGGGAAAAAUAGGUUGAGUGCCCCUUCCUGUGAACCCGCUGAAGGUACUGAUGCUAGGCAACCUUCACCAUCCAGAUUAGCAGCUUUAGAGAAUGAAAACUUCCCAGAUUUGCAGACUGCACUGGGAGGGAAACCUACUACUGCUAAGGAAAAAAAUUCUGGGCUUGUCUUUGCCCAGACUUUUGUGAAACAACCGCAGCAGGGUAAUGCCAAUGCUACUGCCAGUAACACUGGUAAAGCUAAGCAACCAGUAAGUGCAAGAGCUGUGCAGUUGGUGCCUAUUUCCACCGUGACUGCAGAUGCUGAAAAAAAGGGACAGACUGCUCCACAGAAGGUGCCUAAUGCUAUUACUGAUACUUCCAUAGACACUGCCAGUUUGGAAAUACCACCAAAGGAGAAAGCAUGGUCAUCCCUUUUCAAGGAUAACCGAGACCCUUCAAACGGCCUAAAAUUGAGGUAUAUUCCGCCGAAAGGCAAAUCCUUAGACUUUGGUGAUAGAAUAUUGCCCUCUAUGAUUGAGAUGUGGGGAUUUUGUCUUGUUGGUUAUAUUACCGGAAAAUUUCCCGGACUUAAGGCCAUUUAUGACUUGAAGAAUACCUGGGGGGUUAGUUGCCAGAUCAAAACACAUGCUAAGGGAUGGAUUAUUUUCAAAUUCCAAAAUGAUGGGGAUAGAGAAAAAGUGUUGAAUGGGGGUCCCUAUACCAUUUUUGGAAUGCAACUAUUGCUAAAAUCACUUUCAGAGGACUUCUCUUUCGAUGAUGAUGAAUUUCUUAAAGUCCCCAUUUGGGUUAAAUUUCCCAACCUACAUAUGAAACUAUGGAAUGAAGAGGCUAUGAGCGAGGUUGCAUCUAUGGUAGGGGUCCCGCUUUCUACGGACAAGGUCACUCAAAAUAGGAGCAAUCAUCAUUUUGCUAGAGUUCUAAUUGAAGUGGAUGUGUCUAAACCGCCCCGGUUAUCUUUUCAUAUACGAUUACCUUCUCGUAAAGUAGUCAAUCAAAUGGUGGUUUAUGAAACCUUCCCCAAUUUCUGUUUCCAUUGUAAAAUGUAUGGGCACCACCCUUUCAUUUGCAAAAAAUUGGCUUCAAAAGAACGGGACUUGGCUAUUGUUGAUAAGAAGGAGGAUACUGUGAAUGAGGGUUCUCAAGUGGAAAUUGUGGACAUUGCUGUACCUGCUGCCCAGCCAGAUGCCCAGGAGCCUCCAGUUGUUGCUGCCCACCCGACCGGGUGCUGCUCUGACCCGACCGGGUCUACUGGACAGACACUGUCCCAGGGGUCUGCCAACGCUAAUUUGGAUGCUAGUUUGCACACUGACCAAGGGAUUGCAGAGACUGAGACUGCUGCCCAGGGGACUAAAACGACUGUCGUGCCUGAAUCAGAGGAGGAUGAUGACACAGAAGAUGAGGAAUCCGAUAAUGAGCCGAAAGAUGAGGAGGAACAGAGAAUUCUUGACGAAUACUGGGACAAAAUUACACAAUAUAAGAAGAUGAAGAAAAGGAUGAUAGCUGAGCCCGCUCAAAUAGGUUUAGGCUAAUUUGAUUCUGUUUCACUGGCAGAUAUUUGGUUGUUUGUUUUUGAUUCCUCUGUUUAGGUGGAUGUGGGAAUGCCCAUUAUGGUGUUGAUACUUUAUAUUUAGGUUAGAUCCAUCUAACUUAGAUAGUCUUCGCAGAUUUUGUGUGAUACAUUGUAAAAUGUUAUUUUUGGGUGUCUUUUAUAUAUACUUACAUUUCAUCCAAAAAAAAAAUGAAACCAGAGCCUGAAGACAAGUCUUAGAACUCGG